AUGUCUGAAACAAAUAGCUCGAGAGAAAAUAUGCAAAGUGAAAGAGAAAAGGCACUUGCAGGACUUCCAUAUUUGGCUUAUUCCGAAGAAUUAAUUAAUGAUCGAUUAAAAACCAGAGAAAUCCUUUAUGAAUAUAAUAAUUCCAAACCAGCUCGUGUUGGUACUGUUGAAUAUCGUGAAGGUAGAGAAAAAAUGAUACGGCAAUUAUUUGGUAGUGCUGGUGAGAAUGUUGAAGUUGAACCGCCAUUCUAUUGUGAUUAUGGAUACAAUAUUUAUGUUGGGGACAAUUUUUAUUGUAAUUUUAAUUGUACAAUAUUGGAUUGUAAUAAAGUCGAAAUUGGAGAUCGUGUUUUAUUUGGUCCAAAUGUUUCCCUUUAUCCCGCAACUCAUCCUAUAGAGCCUGAAGAAAGGGCUAAAGGUCCUGAAUUAGCUUUUCCCAUAAAGAUAGGAAAUGAUGUAUGGAUUGGUGGUGGCGUUAUUAUUUGUCCUGGAGUUACCAUCGGGGAUGGGGUUACUGUUGGCGCGGGUUCUGUGGUUACUAAAAGUGUUCCGUCAUAUGUAGUCGUCGCCGGUAAUCCUGCUAAAAUUAUUAAACAUAUAGAAAGGAAAACGGAC
This is a messenger RNA of Funneliformis caledonium, 615 nucleotides long. NCBI's taxonomy places the organism in Eukaryota, Fungi, Glomeromycota, Glomeromycetes, Glomerales, Glomeraceae. The record is from the annotation of a GenBank genome assembly.